GAAUACUCGUUCUCCAGGAGAUGUUAUGGCUUCGUCCCCCGUCGAAGCCUCUUCCAUCUCCCCCUCCCUUAGCUCCCGCUACCUCCUUUUGAAGCAUUCUCGAUCUUGCGCUCUUUGUGGAUGUGAUCUUCUUCUUCUUCUUCUUCUUUUUCUAGCUCUGCAAAACCAGCUCUGUGCUCUCUACUGUUUCUAAUGGCAGCUAUGGCUGACACUGGUGGCGGGCUUCUGACUCGUAUCCAGCCGUUUGAGAGAUCUGGCUUGGCUUUAUCUCAGCAUGUUGGAUCUCCUAUUGCCGUGGUUGGAGGUGGUUCCCGGUCAUUGAGGUUCGCCGGUGGGGUAUGCGUUGUGACAUCCGUGAAACUCACUGCAAAGAGCUUGAAGGUUAAUGCGCAGAUGGAGAAUGGGCCGGUGGUGUCGGAGAAUGCUGAUCCUUCAUAUGGGCUUCAGUCAAGUGUUGAUAAGGUAGCAUUAACUUCAAGUGCUCGGAGGAAAACAAAAAUAGUGUGCACAAUUGGUCCUUCAACUAAUACACGGGAAAUGAUAUGGAAACUAGCUGAAACAGGGAUGAAUGUAGCACGGCUGAAUAUGUCUCAUGGAGACCAUGAAUCACACCAGAAAAUAAUUAAUUUGGUCAAGGAAUACAAUGCUGUUAAUAAAGAUAAUGUUAUUGCUAUUAUGCUGGACACCAAGGGGCCUGAGGUAAGAAGUGGAGAUGUGCCCCAGCCUAUAAUGCUUAAAGAGGGACAGGAGUUCAGUUUCACAAUCAAGCGAGGAGUCAGCUCUGAAAAUACUGUUAGUGUCAAUUAUGAUGACUUCAUAAAUGAUGUGGAAGUUGGUGAUAUUCUCUUGGUUGAUGGUGGAAUGAUGUCACUUGCUGUAAGGUCAAAAUCCAGUGAUUCAGUAAAAUGUGAAGUGAUUGAUGGUGGUGAACUGAAAUCAAGGCGCCACCUAAAUGUUCGUGGCAAAAGUGCUACUUUACCGUCUAUCACAGAAAAAGACUGGGAGGAUAUCAAAUUCGGGGUGGAAAACAAGGUGGAUUUCUAUGCGGUUUCUUUUGUGAAAGAUGCUAAAGUUGUGCAUGAGUUGAAAAAUUAUCUCAAAAGUUGUGAUGCAGAUAUACAUGUGAUUGUCAAAAUAGAAAGUGCUGAUGCAGUACCAAAUCUUCACUCUAUUAUUUCUGCUUCUGAUGGGGCCAUGGUGGCUCGUGGAGAUCUUGGAGCUGAGCUACCGAUUGAGGAAGUUCCUUUAUUGCAAGAAGAUAUUAUUAGAAGAUGCCGCAGUAUGGAAAAACCGGUGAUUGUGGCAACAAAUAUGUUGGAAAGUAUGAUAGGUCAUCCAACUCCAACAAGAGCAGAAGUUUCUGACAUAGCUAUUGCAGUCCGAGAAGGUGCAGACGCCAUCAUGCUAUCUGGUGAAACUGCUCAUGGAAAGUAUCCAUUAAAAGCUGUUAAAGUAAUGCAUACUGUAGCACUGAGGACUGAAUCAACACUAUUAAGCAACAUCAUCCAGCCUAUUCUAACUCCUCUUGUUCAGAGGGCUGUUCAAGGACGUAUUAGUGCAAUGUUUGCUUCACAUACAACCACCAUUGCCAAUACAAUUCGGACACCUAUUAUUGUUUUCACAAGAACCGGUUCUAUGGCUAUACUUAUAAGCCACUACCGUCCGUCUGCUACCAUCUUCGCCCUUACAGAUCAAGAGAGAAUUAAGCAGAGACUGGCACUUUAUCAUGGAGUGCAUCCGAUGUACAUGCAGUUUUCUGAUGAUGCAGAAGAGACAUUCUCGAGGGCAAUCAAGUGUUUGGUGGAUGGAAAUUUUCUGAAGCAAGGGCAAUAUGUCACUCUUGUUAAGAGUGGAAUACAUUCAAUAUGGAGGCAAGAGUCCACACAUGAUAUUCAAGUUCGAAUGGUCUAAACUCUAAAAUUAUGUGAAUAAAACCCUGCAUUCAGUAUUUCUCUCCUGAAUUUCUCUCCACCUCUGAUUUUGUAGUAAUUUGUGUUGUUAUGGUAAUAUUACUUGUUUGAAAUGAAAUAUAUUUAAAGCUUUCA
Messenger RNA from Dioscorea cayenensis subsp. rotundata (Guinea yam), 2045 nucleotides. RefSeq names its product pyruvate kinase isozyme G, chloroplastic. Bases 193 to 1911 code for a protein of 572 amino acids. Gene Ontology annotation, cellular component: cytoplasm; chloroplast stroma. Gene Ontology annotation, biological process: glycolytic process. Gene Ontology annotation, molecular function: potassium ion binding; magnesium ion binding; pyruvate kinase activity. The record is from RefSeq and is a predicted model, not a curated record. The transcript is spliced from 12 exons. Lineage: Eukaryota; Viridiplantae; Streptophyta; Magnoliopsida; Dioscoreales; Dioscoreaceae.